GUUUAAACUAGGCCACUACAAUUCAUGUAGUGUUAAGUCUGUGAAAUGCAUGUCAUGCUGCUUUCCUGCUGUGUCUUGGUCUUGCUUCUGCCUGGUCCGUGUUUUACGGCGCCCACAUUUAUACCGGUGGCCGACAUCUCUCCUUCCGCAGAACCACAGGUUGACUUGUUGCUGGCCACAGAAUACCUGCAGCAGUACUACAACCUGCAGCAAGAGCCUUUGGGGCGCAUGAAGCGGAGCGGGCCCUCCUUCACCUCCAAGGUGAAAGACAUGCAGAUAUUCUUUGGGCUCAAUGCAACAGGCGUGCUGGACUCCAACACCCUAGAGACGAUGAGGAGCCCUCGAUGUGGCGUUCCAGAUGUGGAGGAGUACAGCCACAUCGGGGGGACACGAUGGAACAAGAAUGUCAUCACCUACAGCAUUGGCAGGUACACCAGAGAUUUGCCUCGCAACACUGUGGACUCUCUGGUUGAGUCAGCUUUCAGCGUUUGGGCCAGAGCCAGCGGUCUGACGUUUGUCCGGUUGCACACCCGCAGCGCUGACAUCACCGUGGAGUUUGUGACCUAUGAACAUGGUGACUUGUAUCCAUUUGACGGACCCGGAGGAACACUGGCUCACGCUUUCGGUCCAGGGCCAGGCGUGGGAGGCGACACGCACUUUGAUGAUGACGAGCACUGGACAGCGGGAGAGACAGGUUUUAGUCUGUUUGUUGUAGCUGCACAUGAAUUUGGUCAUGCGUUGGGCCUGAAGCACUCCAGAGACCCAGAGUCACUGAUGUACCCGACCUACAAACCCUCCCGUUCUGCCAACCUCUUAUCAGGAGAGGAUGUAGCAAACAUCAACGCACUUUACAGUCCAGUCAGAGGACCUCCAAAUUACUUUCCGGGAUUUGGCUCGUCGCUGUUCCCUCAACGCAUGCAGAACAAAUGUGCUUCAGACCUGACCUUUGACGCCGUGUCCACUCUUGGGGAUGCCACCUUCUUCUUCAGAGAAAGAUACCUCUGGAUUAAACAUAAUGCGCAAUAUGACAUCAAAGAAGGUCCCAUCACCAACUUUAUGCCCAAGAUUGAAACCAGCAUCGAUGCGGCCUUCUGGGUGCCUCGCAGAUCCACUGCUUACCUCAUUCACGAAGCCAUGUUCUGGACGGUGAAAGGCUCUCAAGUGAGGGGAAAGCCUCGAGCACUCAGCCACUUUGGGUUUCCAGCCUGGAUCCAGGACGUUGACGCAGCAGUGCACAUAGUGAAAACAGGACGCACCCUCUUCUUUAUGCAGGAUAUCUACUGGAGUUACAAUGAAAACCGGAGGGUUAUGGAUUUUGGUUACCCAAAGUACAUCAGCGAGGACUUUCCAGGAAUCAACACAACAAUAAAUGCAGCUGUUCAUAAAGAGGGUUUCAUCUACUUCUUUGUCGGGCCACAAGUCUACAAAUACGACUACACCCAGAAACACGUUGUCGGAGUUGAGAAAGCAAAUUCCUGGCUCGGAUGUUGAAAUACUGUAAAUCCAUGAACAUGUGCAGCAAGGACAUUACCUGAAAACCUUGAUUAAAUUAAACCAACGAGAAGAAAGAAAACACUGUGCUGCUUCACUUUCCAGUGGAGUUUUAUUUAUCAUCGUCAUAUUUUGUCAAAAUAAAAGA
Molecule: messenger RNA, 1639 nt
Organism: Sebastes umbrosus (honeycomb rockfish)
Lineage: Eukaryota; Metazoa; Chordata; Actinopteri; Perciformes; Sebastidae
Gene: mmp20b
Product: matrix metallopeptidase 20b (enamelysin)
Exons: 10
Coding region: 46-1491 (481 amino acids)
Biological process (GO): proteolysis; amelogenesis; extracellular matrix organization
Cellular component (GO): extracellular matrix
Molecular function (GO): zinc ion binding; metalloendopeptidase activity
Source: RefSeq, a predicted model, not a curated record